This is a messenger RNA of Gryllus bimaculatus (two-spotted cricket), 4937 nucleotides long. The record is from the annotation of a GenBank genome assembly. NCBI's taxonomy places the organism in Eukaryota, Metazoa, Arthropoda, Insecta, Orthoptera, Gryllidae.
CGACUGGCUGGCCUGCAUAGGCGAUUAUCUGUUGUUUAAAAAAUGAAGGCCGGUUGAUGUUCCAUGGAUUGCACGGAGCGCACGAAGCAACGUGCCGAACAGAAAGGUGUACCGAUUUAGUGUCGCUGCCGUUGGAUUGCGGCAAGAUUGGGCUGCUUUGUACUGCACGCUUAUGAAAUGAUCGGCUAAGAAUAAUAGAAAUAAAUCUACUCGAACUAUGAUCUUGUCUUUAAUCAUUAAUAACAAUGGAUGACGCUAUAGAUAUACCAGUAUCAUCAAUAAGUAAAUUGGCGCGAUGGAACGUUCAGUGCGUGGGGCCAUGGUUCAUCGGUCAUUGGGAAGGCCAACCUGUGGAAAAGGCAGAAGACAUUUGUCUACAAGAAGAUUCCGACUCGGAAGAAGAAUUAACCACGAAAUUUGAUAAAGAUGAUGUGCAGUAUCUGCGAGGGUUAGAUCCCAAAGAAUGGAAGGACCAGGAUCAUUAUGCUGUAUUGGGUCUGAGCAAAAUGCGCCACAAAGCAACGGAAGAAGAUAUAAAAAAAGCGUAUCGAAUGAAAGUUUUGAGACACCAUCCAGAUAAACGGAAAGCACUGGGAGAAGAAAUACGUCCAGAUGACGACUACUUUACGUGCAUUACCAAAGCCUGGGAAAUCUUGGGAAAUCCUCGCAGCCGGCGAUCUUUUGAUUCAGUUGAUCCAGAGUUUGAUGAUGGUGUUCCUUCAAAUAAUGAAAAUUCAAAAACUAACUUUUUCGAAAUAUUUGCACCAGUUUUUGAAUUAAAUGCUCGUUGGUCAGAAAAGAGGCCAGUUCCCAAAUUGGGGGAUCUUGAUUCAUCACGUGAUGCUGUGGAGGAAUUCUAUGCAUUUUGGUAUAAUUUUGAAUCCUGGAGAGAGUAUUCUUAUUUAGAUGAGGAAGAGAAGGAAAAAGGACAAGCGAAAGAAGAAAGAAGAUGGAUUGAAAAACAAAAUAAAGCUGCAAGGGCAAAGUUAAAGAAAGAAGAAAUGUCUAGAAUAAGAUUAUUAGUUGAUACAGCUUAUGCCUUAGAUCCACGAAUUCACAAAUUCAAGCAGGAUGAUAAAGAUAGAAAAUUGGCUGCAAAGCAGGCUAAAAAGGAUGCUGCUCGGGCACGGAUAGAGGAAGAAGAACGUAGAGCUCAGGCUGCAGACGAGGAAGCACGCCGCAUUAAAGCCGAACAGGAAGCUGAAGAGAAAGCCAAACAAAGUGCUUUGAAAGCUGAACGAGAUGCUCAGAAGAAAGCCUUGAAAGUUCUGCGAACUGCCUUACGUAAAUUAGCCAAAUCUAAAGAUUACUAUGCUAAAGACAAAGAAGAAACGGUACACCACAUGGCCAGCUUGGAAAAGAUUUGUGAAUCGUUCCAAGCACAAGAGUUGGACAACUUAAUUAGCAGACUUGCAACAGAAGGCCGCGAUGCAUUUGUAGCUGCAGUGAACGAAGUUGAACGUCGAAUAGAAGAGGAGAGACAAGCUCUGAUGGAUGUAAGCAAACGUGGCAGUACUAGUGGCCCUGGACGAAGUAAGGGAGGUUGUGCCCCAUGGACUCCUGAAGAACUUCAACUUCUGAUUAAGGCUGUGAAUAUUUUCCCUGCUGGGACAAAUCAGAGGUGGGAAGUUGUUGCGAACUUCAUCAACCAACAUCAUUCAGGAGGUGCGAAUGCUCGUUCUGCCAAGGAAGUUUUGUCCAAAGCAAAAGAUCUCCAAAGUUCCGAUUACACUCAAAAUAUUUUGAAAGUGACUGCCAACAAGAAGGCGUACAACAAUUUCGAGAAAGAUAAGGGGAACGUUGAUAUUGGAGCAGCUGCUUCAGAAAGAUUUGAUAUUGCGGGGCUUCCUUCUGCAGAGUUAUCUUCAAUGGCUCUACUAAUGGUUUCACUUUUUGAAGCUCCUGCAGAGCAACAAGGUGUGUCUAUGGCACCAUGGACUGCUACAGAACAACAGUUAUUAGAACAAGCUCUGAAAACGUAUCCUUCAACUACACCAGAGCGUUGGGAGAAAAUUGCUGAGUGCAUACCAACUCGCAGCAAGAAGGAUUGCAUGCGACGAUACAAGGAAUUAGUUGAAAUGGUAAAAGCCAAAAAGGCUGCCCAAGCUGCUGCAGCAACUGUUGGUCAAAAAGAAAAGAAAAGGAGUGUAUUUUUUCGAAUUGUUUUUGAAGACAUAUUCCAGUCUGCACAUUGUCUGAUGGUGGGAGGUGAAUUUGGCAGCCCUUGCUCCUCACGUGAAAACGCUUAUUCUGUGGAUGAUAAAAUUCAACCUCGUGUAUCGCUCAGGCUGCACUCGCGAAACGUGCGCAACCAAAUGCUGAGCAUUGUUUACUAGCGAGAAAUUAGUGAACAGGCGAAUUCGAAGGAAUUUCUACUAAAAGAUGCCAGAAUCAAGAUCACAGCGCGGCGGUGUGACGAGUUUCUUUCGGGGUGUUUAUUAUGAUCCUUUCAAAUGGUCUCUGGUGAAAAGUUUUUCAUUAUUUUUGGUUGGUAUUAGAAUUGCCAGGGAGUGUGUGGGCAUGGAUCUUAUGCCUCCAGUAACUAUGCAAUAGUUUCCUGUCAGAAAUGGAUAACCUAGUUGUUAAAAAAAUGCUGUUAACAGUGAUAUGCUGUAUUGUUUGUCUGAGUGAAAUACAUAGUUCAAAUGUAGUAGUCAUUCUUGCUGAUGAUCAGGAUCUUACAUUGGGAGGUCUUGUAAGUGUCUACUCUUAAAAUUCUAUCAAGUUACUCUGUCAUGGAGGCUAAAGUGAAUAAGUGUGGAUUUAAUUAAAUGAAUGAUCGCACAUCUUAAAGCCCAAAUAGUUGUUGUGAGGAAAGGUUGCACUGUCGAUGUUAUGAACCGAAGUGCAUAGUCUUCAACACCAGAAGUGUGAUUGACUUUUUUUUUAUAGAAAAUACCAAUUUGAGCUCUUGCAUACCUCAUAAUGUGUGAAUAUUUUUCUGUACAUAGAAAAGUUCAAUCAUUUUGUGACAAUCCAUUUCUAAUUUAAAGACUAGACUCAAAAGACUUAGUUCCACUUUACUGUACUCAGUUUAGCCUCUUCAAAUAUGUUGUGUGAGGAUUUGUUCAAGGAAUCUUUUCUGCUAAUUCUCAGCAAUAUGCUAUUCCUUUUGAAAAAGUAUGUGUUGUAAACUGCAAAAUAUCACAACAUGUAUAUAGCAAAUGAGAAACCGAUUGUAUGUAAAUAGUGUCAUGAACAUUAUUAAUAUGGGUACUUACUUCGUAGGAUUGAGGAAUGAAGGAAUUUGAUUGUUAUUACAUGGUUUUAAGCACUUGUAAUUUUAAUUGUUUUGGGACAGAAAAUUAAUGUUUAUUACAGAUUCAUUUUAUUUAUUGGAUUGAAGUAUUUUGAAUUUUCUUGGCAUUGUGUGAUUCUAUAAAUUUAAUUUAAUUACCUAAUAUCCAUGUGUUGCAACCCUUAAUUACUACUUGUAUUUAUGCCAGAGUUAUUCAUUGGUAUUUAUCCUGCAAGUCAGCAGAUAUUGAAGAAAAGUGUCUGGCAAUUUACUUUAUUCAUAUUCCAGUUUCACUUAAAAUUUUUUUAAAGACUGUGAUUGUAUAUGCAGUGUAUUAAUGAAAUAUUUGCCAACAAGUGGGGCCCCUAAGUCACAAUUUGGAGUUAGUUGCACAAUUAGUAGGAGUAUGCUCAGAUGUAUCAUAGUAGAACCUCUGUUAACCAAAAUAAAGGAGAGGGUGGUCUUCUCAGAUAACCAAAAUUUUGGUUAAGAAAGUCAAUUUUUGAAGAUAAAGGUGAAAUAAACAUUACUUUUUCAGCUUGCAUAAUUGACUUUACUCAUUUAAAUGUAAGUGUUCAUAUACACACUAUUUUAUAAUUGCUGGCCUAGUUUUGGGAAAAAAACAUGUAUUCUGUUUUUUCUUCUCACAGUUUUAUAGCGGCGAUAUCUUGGUCAGCUUUUCUUCUCCCUAUUUCUAAGAGCAGCAUUAAGCUGCUGAUUUCAUUUUCUCACACUCUAUGUUUGCAAGUCAUUUUGGUUAAAAGGGUUUUAGUUAAAAGGGGUUCUACUGUAUAUACAAAAUGGGUUGUCUUGAUGUUGGGGUGAAAUAACGAACAUAAUCACUUAAUUGUUUAAUCUGUAAUACUCUCAAUAUUGACAAGUAAGGUCCAAUCACACUCAUUAUUAUGUAAAUAACUCCAUUUCUGACUUCUUGUCCUGUUGAAAUAGUGCCAAGAUCUCCUGUGAAGUCACAUUUUUUUUGGCUCACAUAGCGCUUAAAAAUUGGGUUCUCCCAUGUAAAAUUAUGUAAAAGAAUAGUUGAUUGGAUUCAUUGUAUUCAAUUUAUAAUACCUGUCUGAAACUUGGUUAUAUGGCAACAGAGAAUAUUAUCUCUCAGCCUUUAUAAAAUGGCAACAACAUAUUAAACCUUGAAUGUUGGAAUUCAAAAUUGAUGCACUGUAAUUGUUAUUAAUAAUGUUUCUUUAUAAUGUUAUAUCAAAGGUGUAUCAUUCAAUCUAUUGUCUACAGUGAUCCCAUUUUUAUUUUAUCUAAUAUUCAGAUUAUAACUAUUCAACAUGUUAAUUAAGAUCAGUUUGAUGGAUACUCAUUUUGAAACUUUUUUUUCAUAUCUUUCAGAAGAAGAGUGUUAAAAAAGUACUGUACUAGCAUCAUGAAACUCAUGAAAUAACUUACGUGAGAACGUUGUUUACACAUUUUGUCAUCAUCAUAGUUGAAAUGUUAUAGUUUUUCAGAAAAUCCUCUUUUUUUUUGAACAACCACUUAAUUUAUAUUUUUAAUACGCAGAAUUUUAUUCAAAGCAAUAUUAAGUACAGUGGUCAGCCUCAGAGAAUUCACUGUAGGGAAUAGGUAUAAUAUGUACCAAUCAUUUUUUGUGUACCAUGUUUGUGUGCAUGUUCAACAUUGAGCAUUUUGUACUAUUUGUAUUAUUUGAAGAAUAGGAACUUCUUGAUUUAAAAUU